Molecule: messenger RNA, 786 nt
Organism: Astyanax mexicanus (Mexican tetra)
Lineage: Eukaryota; Metazoa; Chordata; Actinopteri; Characiformes; Acestrorhamphidae
Gene: fkbp2
Product: FKBP prolyl isomerase 2
Exons: 6
Coding region: 129-545 (138 amino acids)
Biological process (GO): protein peptidyl-prolyl isomerization
Molecular function (GO): peptidyl-prolyl cis-trans isomerase activity
Source: RefSeq, a predicted model, not a curated record
GUUAUUUUCUGAUAUAACCAGGGAGAUAGGAAAUGGGCAGGCUUUAUAUUAACCGGGUCUGGUAGCGCCUUUCACGCUUUUCUGUUCAAUAGAGCUUCUAUCCUGUGCAUCUGAUUCCAGCUGGAGAUAUGAAGCUGUACAUUUUGCUAGCUGUGACCCUGAUCUCCCUCCUCACAGAGGUUGUACAUGGGGCUGAGAAGAAAAAGCUCCAGAUCGGGAUCAAGAAAAGGGUGGACAACUGUCCUAUCAAGUCUCGAAAAGGAGAUGUUCUGAAUAUGCACUACACUGGAAAGCUGGAGGAUGGCACAGAAUUUGACAGCAGUAUACCCAGGAAUCAGCCCUUCACCUUUACUCUGGGUACUGGACAGGUCAUUAAAGGCUGGGACCAGGGUCUUCUAGGAAUGUGUGAGGGAGAGAAGAGGAAGUUGGUCAUUCCAUCUGAGCUUGGUUAUGGAGAUAGAGGAGCCCCACCCAAAAUUCCAGGUGGAGCCACACUCAUCUUUGAAGUAGAGCUGCUGAGCAUCGAAAGAAGAGCUGAUUUAUAGUGACAGAUAGAUUUGCCUGUAAGUCUUAACAGAUCUGAAUCAGUGUGCUGCAAUAGCAGUGUUUAUCUACACUGUAAAAGCACUGAAGGUGGAUUUGCUAUUGCUGCUCUGGAGACUAGCAGUUUCAGGGGAUUUGCUCAGUAGUAUUUUGCAGAUUUGGAAAUGAAUAUUAAAAGGUGUACCUGUGCAUUUGGAUUAAGUCAACUUUAAUUUUGCUGAAAAUUAAACAUAUCUUCAUGGA